CGAUUGUCGCCCCACCAACGGCAUUUAUUUACGUCGCCCAGCCUUGCGUACAACCUCGCCCUGGCUUCAAGACGUCGUCCACCCUGGCAAACAGAAACGACUGCAGUCAAACACAAUUAUGCACCGCCUUUAAACAACACACAUAUCGCUUGAAUACUAUACUAUCGCAUCCUCACUCUGAGCACCGCUCACCACCCACAAUGCUCCUAACCCAAUCCCAAGUCUCCGUCUUCAUCUCCGCCGUCACCAUCUUCUUCUUUACCCUCGCACUCUUCCUCUCCGGCUACGUCCUCCAACAAAAAACCCUCACCAACCUCCGCGCUGCGAUCCGCCCCUCCCACCUCUCCACACCCUCCGACGCACAUUUCUACACCCCCUCCUCAAACGAUGCGCCCUCACCCCUCCCCAACAUCUCUCCCCGCGACUCAAGUCAACUUAUCGAAGUCACUACCACCCCGCAAACAAACUACCUUGACUUUAUAACCUCCUACCUCCCAUCCUCCGGCAAACCCACCACCCCCCGGCGUGGCGGCGGAGUCGUCAGCACAGCGAAUAAGAUGAUCCACCGAUGGAUUGCGCGGGUGCGCGGCGAAGAGAUAGAAGAGGAGCAGGAAGAAGAAGAUGAGAGUAUACCAAUGGAGCAGUUAUCGCGAGCAGCGAGGCGGAGGAGGAUUAAGGCGCAGAUACGGACGGAGGGGGAUGGGGAGGAUGUGGAUUUCAGUAGGGUUUAUAGGCCGAGGAAGAGGGUGUGGUGAGGUGGGGGAGGUAUGGGUAUGAGGUUUGGUUUGAAUUUUGGAGUUUCAAAGGCGGAUAGAGGGGGAGGAGGGAUAGCAUGGAAUCGGGUGGGUGGGAUAUUUGAUAUAUAUGGAGUUCUAUGUAGGAGAUACUUACGAGAUCAAAUAACGACGAAACACGCCUCAUCCUACUGAGUUCGCGAAGAAACUAUAAAUUGGCUGCUCAUCUUUCUGUGGGAGAGGUUUGAACCCAGAGAC
This is a messenger RNA of Pseudogymnoascus verrucosus, 992 nucleotides long. RefSeq lists its product as uncharacterized. The coding region runs from base 201 to 755 and encodes 184 amino acids. NCBI's taxonomy places the organism in Eukaryota, Fungi, Ascomycota, Leotiomycetes, Thelebolales, Thelebolaceae. The transcript is spliced from 2 exons. The record is from RefSeq and is a predicted model, not a curated record.